CUUUCUUCAGCACUGUUGAAAGAAGAAAAAAUGCCAGUCCUGUCUCCAGAAAUCAAAUUUGAUACUUCCAAUGUUACCAGAAAUUCCUUUGACAGUUGUUUUCUUUUUGAGAGUAGUUGGAGGAAAGCAGUUUUAGAAACACAAAAGAUGAAGAAAGAAUAUACCUUUGGUCUAGAAGAGUUCAAAGAAUGUGUUAAGAUGCCCUAUUUACCAGGACUGCAGAGUUGCCCAAAAAGUGUAAGUUCAACUCCACUGGAAGUUCGUCAGAGACUGCGGCAGGCUGAUCCUGAGAUGUGUCCAGUCAGGAUAAGGAAGACUAAGGAGGCCCGCACUGUGGUACCACUUCAGGAGAAACCAAAGGGAUUUUUAAGGCAUUCUAAUUCUUCAAUCAACUUUGGUUCUGGCUUCAGUGAUCCUCUUGCUGGAGCAUCAUCUCAAUACUUACAGAGACUUUCCAAAAUGGCCAUAUUGGAAUAUGAUACCAUUCGUCAAGAAACUACUAGAAAAUCCAAAAAGAGCAAGAAACGAGACCUGCGAGACUGCUGAUAAGUAUCACAUCACAUGCGAUGCUUUCUUCGCUGAUGUCUAAGGUUUAUAUAUUUUUUCCUUUCUUUUUCUUUUUUCGAUAUGUGGUAUG
Messenger RNA from Neogale vison (American mink), 637 nucleotides. It is a transcript of the gene C4H8orf89, whose product is annotated as chromosome 4 C8orf89 homolog. NCBI's taxonomy places the organism in Eukaryota, Metazoa, Chordata, Mammalia, Carnivora, Mustelidae. Bases 31 to 546 code for a protein of 171 amino acids. The record is from RefSeq and is a predicted model, not a curated record. The transcript is spliced from 5 exons.